Molecule: messenger RNA, 1560 nt
Organism: Nelumbo nucifera (sacred lotus)
Lineage: Eukaryota; Viridiplantae; Streptophyta; Magnoliopsida; Proteales; Nelumbonaceae
Product: Plastid-lipid associated protein PAP / fibrillin family protein
Source: RefSeq, a predicted model, not a curated record
ACAACAUUUGAAGCUUGUGGAGAUCGGAAGAGCGAGCAAACCACCUCUCCGGUCUCCUCUGUCCUAUUCGCUCCUUCACUCUGCUCUUCUGUGCAGUCUACUCUGGAAUGGCUGUGGAUGCUGCGAAGUUGGCGUUCCAUCCGACCUUUUCUCCUGCAUUGGCGCCAUGUGCUCCGAGGAACCGCCUCCGAUCAGCGAAACCCUUCAAAUCUUCUCUCAGAAAGCUAUUGUGUCCUCCUCUUUCGUCAUCGCUGGUUGAAGAGCAACAAGUCUCUUUCACUGAACCAGAAAGUGCCCUCGUUGAUGCCCUUAUAGGGGUACAAGGUAGAGGUCGCUCUGCUUCCCCGGAGCAACUCAAGGAGGUGGAACGCGCUGUGCAAAUUCUAGAAGGUUUGGAAGGCAUACCUGAUCCUACAAGCUCCAGUUUGAUUGAAGGUCGCUGGCAACUAAUGUUCACAACAAGACCAGGAACAGCAUCUCCAAUACAGAGAACAUUUGUAGGGGUUGACUUUUUCAGUGUCUUUCAAGAAGUAUAUCUCAGGACAAAUGAUCCAAGGGUCUCCAAUAUUGUAAAAUUUUCUGAUGCAGUAGGAGAGCUAAAAGUAGAGGCAGUAGCUUCAAUUAAAGACGGAAAGCGCAUCCUCUUCCGAUUUGAUAGAGCAGCCUUCUCUUUUAAGUUUUUACCAUUUAAGGUUCCGUAUCCAGUUCCCUUUAGGCUUCUUGGAGAGGAAGCAAAGGGUUGGUUAGACACCACAUACUUGUCCCAGUCUGGAAACAUUCGUAUAUCUAGAGGAAAUAAGGGAACCACCUUUGUUCUGCAAAAGAAAACUGAACCAAGGCAAAGACUACUCUCGGCCAUUUCCACUGGAGAAGGAGUAGAAGAGGCUAUUGAUGAUCUUAUAUCCGUGAACAAGAGUGUCUCUAAAGGAGAUAUGGAACUCCUAGACGGAGAAUGGAAAUUAAUAUGGAGUUCACAGACGGAGACUGACAGUUGGUUAGAGAAUGCAGCUAAUGGUCUCAUGGGCAAUCAGAUUGUCAGGGAAAAUGGACAGAUGAAGUUCUUGGUAGACAUCUUACUUGGAUUCAAGUUCUCAAUGACUGGGAACAUUAUAAAAUCUGAUACCAACAAAUAUGAUGUUACAAUGGAUGAUGCAGCCAUCCUAGCUGGCCCAUUUGGACUUCCUAUGGAGAUGACAAGCAAGUUCAAUUUGGAGUUGCUAUACACGGAUGACAAGAUCAGAAUAACCCGGGGUUAUAACAAGAUAGUAUUUGUCCACUUGCGCAUAGGCAGAUCCAAGCAGAAAUGAAUGCUUUGCAAACCGAACAAACCAGCAAUGACUAGAAAUCAAGGAAAAAGAACUUGUUGGAAGGAAAACUUUCUGGAAUCAUUAUGUAUUUUUUUUUUAAAUUAAGAAAGGCAUCUCAAUUUAGUAAACAAUCUUCCUGGCCUGAGCUUUUCCCAGAGAAAAAGAAUGUGUUUUAUGUCUCCAAAAGAGAAAAUGGAAGGGAAAUCAGAUAAAACAACACUUGUUUUGUAAGUGAAGUUUUUUUUUUUUUUUU